Spodoptera litura is the source of this 993-nucleotide messenger RNA. RefSeq lists its product as uncharacterized. Lineage: Eukaryota; Metazoa; Arthropoda; Insecta; Lepidoptera; Noctuidae. The record is from RefSeq and is a predicted model, not a curated record.
UACAGUACCUAUCAAGUAUCAAGUCAGUUGGCAUUAGUGCUGCAACAUUCAUUCAUUUUAUCGAGCACCUCAUUCCACAAAUUGUAAUAUGUUCCGGAGUGCAGUGAUUGUGCUGUCCUGUUUGCUGGUGUACGCACAUGGUCAUGGUCGGGUGGCGGAUCCAGUGGGCAGAGCCUCUCUCUGGCGUACUGGCUUAUACCCUGACGCCCGACCCAACUACGAUGAUGACGGCCUCAAUUGCGGCGGAUUCUACCACCAGUAUCAUGUUAAUGGAGGACGAUGCGGUAUUUGUGGUGAUGCCUACGAUAACGCGCAGCCCCGUGCUCACGAGUUAGGUGGGAGGUACGGCCUAGGACACAUCGUCGCUACUUACGAACAGGGCGAAGUCAUCAGCACCAAAGUCUAUAUCACCGCUUACUCUAUGGGAUACUGGGAGUUCAGACUAUGCCUGGAUCCUAGCGACCAAACACAGGAAUGCUUCUCUAACUUCCUUUUGGAGUUAGAAGACGGGGGAACUAAAUACUACCCGAAAGGAAGAGGUUUUUAUGACGUGAACUACCGCCUGCCUUCGAAUGUGGUGUGUGAGCACUGCGUGCUGCAGUGGAAGUACACGGCGGGCAACAACUGGGGCGUCUGUGCGGACGGCUCGGGGGCCCUCGGCUGCGGCAACCAGGAGAACUUCUUCUCUUGCUCAGAUAUCACUAUUAAGCGCAGUGAAAGUAUUCCUUUAGACGUACCAAUUGUCAAUUUUUUGAACGGUGAGGGACACUUCUAAUUAUAUCGAAAAACUUAUGUAUCAAUGCUGAGUUUAGUUUCACUCUGAGAUACCUAACCUAUUCAGAAAUAACUACACUAAAAACUAAAAUCUACAAUUCUGUAACAGAACAUUCCGUUAACCAUGUGAAAAAUACGAAGAACUCAAUAAAAUACUUGAUACCACACUUUGUAAGUUUUAUUAUAAAUUAUAGUUCGUUUCAUUUAUACGAUUGUUUU